Molecule: messenger RNA, 975 nt
Organism: Morchella importuna
Lineage: Eukaryota; Fungi; Ascomycota; Pezizomycetes; Pezizales; Morchellaceae
Exons: 4
Coding region: 1-975 (324 amino acids)
Biological process (GO): exocytosis; vesicle fusion; intracellular protein transport
Cellular component (GO): plasma membrane; SNARE complex; endomembrane system
Molecular function (GO): SNAP receptor activity; SNARE binding
Source: RefSeq, a predicted model, not a curated record
AUGUCUGGAAAUGGCUACGAAAUGGAAACUCAUCGAGCCCCGCUCCUCGAGUCCAACCAGUACGCAGGUGGGCACCAAGCGAUGGAGCUCCAAGAGUUUCUCAACGAGGUUACUGGUAUCCGCAAUUUAAUCUCGACCUUCAGACAGAAUGUCUUGAACAUCUCGUCUCUGCACAACCAGAGCUUGCAGUCAUACGACCACGGAUCAACCACCGGCUCAUCAGGACAAUUGGAAGCGCUGGUUGCAGAUACCUCUAUCUUGACGAAACAGCUUCGCGAUGGAAUAAAGUACCUGGAGCGAGAUACUUUGAUGAGUGAUUAUUCGGCACAGUCUACAAAGGGUGCGCAGACAGAGAAGUUGAAGUCUGAUUUCGACAAGGAAUUGAAAGCGUAUCAACAGGUUGAAAACCAAUUUCGGACACGGUAUAGAGAACAAAUGAGCCGACAAUACCGUAUUGUGAAUCCCGAAGCCACGGACGCAGAAGUUGAGCAACUUGUUGAAAGUGGUGAAACACAGAUCUUCAGUCAAGCUCUUCUCUCGAGCGGAAGAAGCCGAGAAGCAAACUCAGUCAAUGCAGCCGUAAAAGCUCGUCAGCAGGAGAUCCAACGUAUUGAGACCACACUUAUCGAGCUUUUAGCACUGUUCGAACAAAUGGCCGAGCAAGUAGUCCUCGAUGAGCCAAAGUUCCAACAGAUCGAAGACAACGCGGUAAAAGUUGAAGAAGACGUGCACCAUGCAGCCAACCAUUUAGAAACCGGAGUUGUGAGCGCGAAGGCAGCCAGAAAGAAGAAGUGGAUGUGUCUCGGCCUUGGUGUCACCAUUGUCGUUGUCAUUGUUAUCAUCGUUGUGGUGGUAGUCGUGGUAAAGAAUGGUGGAGUUGGUGGAGGCAACAACAAUAACAACAACAAAUCAACCGAGACUGUUACUGCUACUACUACUGCCCCUGCGGCCGCAACAUCUACUGCGGCAACCUAA